AUGUACUAUCAUGAGGAUACUGCCUCCUCCUCAUCCUCUGUGAAACUUGAGACACUACUGGAAGAGCUGAGCUUCGUCCCGGGGCUUGCGUUCGUCAGAGACGUGUCCUACGUGGAUUUUCUCGACCGAGUUGGCCGCGACGAGCAGAAGCUGCGGUCGGCCGGCGUCUGGGACGUGCCGCACCCAUGGCUGAACCUCUUCGUCCCGAGGUCGCGCAUCGUGGACUUCGACGCCGGCGUGUUCAAGGGCAUCCUCAAGGACACCAAGCCCGUGGGGCUCGUCCUCAUGUACCCCAUGAACAAGGACAGGUGGGACGACAGGAUGACGACGUCCACGCCGGACGAGGACGUGUUCUACGCCGUAGGGCUGCUGCGGUCCGCGGUGGCCGCCGGCGAUCUGGAGCGGCUGGAGAGGGAGAACGCCGCCGUUCUGGAGUUCUGCCACCGGGAGGGCAUAGGGUGCAAGCAAUACCUGCCGAGCCACGCGUCGCGGGACGCCUGGAGGCGGCAUUUCGGCGAGAAAUGGAGCAGGUUCGCCGCGCUGAAGCACAAGUACGCCCCGCGGGCGAUUCUUUCGCCGGGGCAGGGGAUCUUCGUCUCCGCCGCCGGUGACGGCCUGACCGACAAAGUGGCCUCUGAUUCUCUGUAG
Miscanthus lutarioriparius is the source of this 648-nucleotide messenger RNA. NCBI's taxonomy places the organism in Eukaryota, Viridiplantae, Streptophyta, Magnoliopsida, Poales, Poaceae. The record is from the annotation of a GenBank genome assembly.